Entrophospora sp. SA101 is the source of this 810-nucleotide messenger RNA. NCBI's taxonomy places the organism in Eukaryota, Fungi, Glomeromycota, Glomeromycetes, Entrophosporales, Entrophosporaceae. The record is from the annotation of a GenBank genome assembly.
AUGUCAAACGAAGCUCAACAAAAAAAGGGGAGCAACCAACAAAAUUCUGCGGGUUUUAUGUAUAUGAUAAAUCCUUUGAAUCAAUCAAUAAUAUUAAGACACUUUUCCGUUUUAGAUAAUAAAAAACCAUUACAUCCUAAAGCAGAGACUCUAUAUGCAUAUCCAACGCCACUAAAUGAACUAGUAUUUGUUCUACGUCUAUUAGAACCUGAGGAUCAUAGAAUGCUAUAUGUCAUUGAUCCAUGCAACAUAGAGCAAAAGCAAAAAUCUAUUAUAUUAACAUCAGCCCGUAAAAAUACUGGACAAGUACGUUAUUCAUUUAUUUCAACUGAUGGGGGUGAAAUGAUUGAUAUCAGUGAUACUAUUGAAGACAUUCUGGGUGAUGUUGAUGUGCUUGUGGUAGAGGAGGAGAAAGAGUACUGUUCAAGAUGUAGAUAUUUUGAUUCAAUCCAAGAAAUGAUUGGUUGUUUUAAUUUUGAUGAUCCAUUAUCUGCUAAUGACUACAUAGAAAUAGAUUUGAGAUUGCAAAAUCAGGAUAAAUUAGCUGAUAAAGAAAUCAUUGAACUAGUUAAAGGGAAGGAAGUGAUUGAAGAAGAAGAUAACCAAUCUCAAGUUUCUGAAGAUAAAAUAACUAUGGAUCAGGCUAUGGAAUCGAUUGAAAGGCUCCAAUUUUUUCUAAUGCAAGAAGAAAGAGGAAUAGGUAUUAGUGAGAGUUUCCUGCAUGAAUUAAACAAAUUUAAAAGAGAAUUAAAGAAAGAAAUUUUAUGUCAAUGGCUCAAACAGAAAUUGACACCUAUUUUAGUUAAAUGA